Molecule: messenger RNA, 915 nt
Organism: Thlaspi arvense
Lineage: Eukaryota; Viridiplantae; Streptophyta; Magnoliopsida; Brassicales; Brassicaceae
Source: the annotation of a GenBank genome assembly
GGCUCCACUAGGAUCUCUCCUACUUACUCCAUUAUCUUCUUCUUCUUCCUUCUCCUCUCUUUCUCUCUCAUCUCAUUAAAUCGCUCAACAUCUUUAGCCAUUGUUCUUCAUCAAUCCUCCAAUCAUGACGAACUCUUCAUGAGGCAGACUCUUCAAUUCUCAGAAACUCUCAAGGAUUUAAAGAAUUUGCGAAAACAGUUGUACUCAGCUGCUGAGUACUUCGAAACAUCUUAUGGCAAAGAAGAACACAAAGAAACGGUGAUAGAGACGUUGAAGGAGUAUGCAGCGAAGGCAGUAGUGAACACAGUGGAUCAUCUUGGUUCUGUCUCUGACAAAUUUAACUCUUUUCUCUCUGAUAACUCAACCCAUUUCUCCACCACUCAUCUUCGAUUAUCUUCUCUCGAACAAAGGAUGAAACUAUGCAGAGAGUACAUGGGGAAGAGUGGGACUUAUCAGCAUUGCUUUCUCAUUCAAUCUCCUCACCAUCAUAAGCGUUACUUCUUCCCUCAACAUGGAAGAGGUGAACAUAGAGGCACUGCAGGAGAUGACUCUCAUCGGUUCAAGAGUGCUGUCCGGUCAACAAUACUAGAAAACCACCCAAAUACUGCAAGGAAAGCUAACAAGACAGGAAGCUUCUCCUUCUCACCCAUCCUACACAACAACAUCAGCAACAGAGCACCACCAAGUAGUAAAAGAACAAACUCUCCUAUGAGAUUUUCUCUCUUGCGUUCAGGAUCUCUACUGAAGCGUUCAAGCUCCCCAAGCCAACCAAGAAUGCUGGCCUUACCGGAACCACAAAGAGCGAUCUCUGUGUCGAGAAAUAAAGAGAUAGUGGAGAUAAAGCAAACUUCUUCGAGGAAGGGGAAUAAGAGUCUGAUGUUCAAGGCAUUGAUGAGUAUGAGCAAGUCAAGAAAC